GACGGUGCCGACAGGCGCCGACACGGAGCACGCUAUGUCAUAACCUUUAGAGCACAACGCGUUUAGUAAACAAUCUCGUGUGCGAAGUCACUAACGUUUAUUUUAUUCGCAAUGUAUGAGGCACACAGCAUCAAUGCAGAGCACAAAGAUCUCAUCCAUGAUAUUGCCUAUGAUUAUUAUGGGGAACGAAUGGCGACAUGUUCCAGUGAUCAGUUCGUAAAGGUUUGGGAUGAGGAUGAACAUGGAAAUUGGCACCUUACUGCAUCGUGGAAGGCACACAGUGGCUCCGUAUGGAAAGUCACUUGGGCACAUCCAGAAUUUGGUCAGGUUCUUGCUACAUGUUCAUUUGACCGCACCGCAGCUGUUUGGGAGGAAAUAGUUGGCGAAGGUUCUGGGCCAGAAGCACGUGGUAGUAAGCAUUGGAUUAAAAGGACAAAUCUAGUUGAUUCACGUACUUCUGUCACAGAUGUAAAAUUCGCACCAAAGACUUUGGGCCUACUAUUGGCCACUUGUAGCGCAGAUGGAUUCAUUCGGAUAUAUGAAGCACCAGAUAUCAUGAAUUUAAGUCAAUGGACUCUACAGCACGAUAUCAAUUGUAAACUUUCAUGUAGUUGUCUAACUUGGAAUCCUUCUCUCUCAAGAUUACAUCCACCUAUGAUAGCAGUCGGUAGUGAUGAUCCCAAUCCGUCGCUUGGGGCAAAAAUCUUUAUCUAUGAAUAUUCGGAGAACAGUAGGCGUUGGAUAAAGGCCGAAACAUUGUCAAGCAUUACAGAUGCUGUUUAUGAUAUUGCAUUUGCUCCCAAUUUAGGAAGAAAUUUCCAUACGCUGGCCAUAGCUACGAAAGAUGUACGGAUAGUUACUUUGAAACCGACGGAUGAGAAUACGCAAGCUGGAAUAUCACAUUUUGAAACGAAUGUAGUUGCGCAGUUUGAUGAUCAUUACUGCACUGUGUGGCGCGUCAGUUGGAACUGCAUGGGAACAAUUUUAGCGAGUUCCGGCGACGAUGGUUGCGUUCGAUUGUGGAAGGAUAAUUUCAUUAAUCAUUGGAAGUGUAUCUCUGUUCUCAAAGGAGAUGGCGUUCCAGCACAGAAUGCGGAAACUCCCGUUGUAGCGACUCCGCCGAGUUCGUCUACGCCAGCUCAACAGAUACCUUCUACCACCAGGUACUACAAACUGGGUACCAUCAGUCAUCCAAGCCAAGUACCUUGGCAUUAGAAGAUCUAAUCAAUUUUUAGACAAUCGUGAAUUAUUUUGUGUUUAUUGACGCGCCAAUUUUUGUCAGAAAGGAAAUAUGGAGUGUACAAUCGUUAUCGUAAAAAUUGUGACCUAUGUUCUCCAUCCAUCCUUAUUGUUUAUUUUAUUUUAUUUUUAUAAUUUAUACAUUCUUAUAAUAAUAUCUUUACUGUUGAAUUUGUUUUCUAAAGCAGUCACGUUUAUACGAUGUUAAAUGCACUGCUAUUGUUUUGCACUUUUAUUACAAUUUUAUGUUUUAUUAGCACUUCUUUUUUAUUUAAACAAGCUCAUUAUCUUAUUAGUGUUUACUAAAAUUUUAAAAAAUCGUAAUGCAAAGUUAUGUAGGACAAUUCAUAUGUGAAUCAAUAUGAAUAAGCAACUUUUGAGGAUAUGGGUGGAGGAUAUGAGAGUAUGAUAUGAACAUGUAUUUGUUACAAGCAGAUUUUGAAGAAAUUUUCAAUACAUACUCAAAUUUU
This is a messenger RNA of Pogonomyrmex barbatus (red harvester ant), 1709 nucleotides long. It is a transcript of the gene Nup44A, whose product is annotated as nuclear pore complex protein Nup44A. Gene Ontology annotation, cellular component: nuclear pore outer ring; Seh1-associated complex. Gene Ontology annotation, molecular function: structural molecule activity; protein binding. The record is from RefSeq and is a predicted model, not a curated record. Gene Ontology annotation, biological process: positive regulation of TORC1 signaling; cellular response to amino acid starvation. Lineage: Eukaryota; Metazoa; Arthropoda; Insecta; Hymenoptera; Formicidae.